AUGGCUUCAGCUCAUAUACGGCGAAAAACUGACGCUGGGGAUCUUGCGGUAGCGACUCGGGGUGUAAUACAUGAGUAUGAAGAACGAAUUGCUUUGCUAGAGGCUCAGAACUCCAGAAUUUCUGUUGAACUGAAUGCUACCCAAGAUGCGCUGGUCGAUGAACGCGAGGAUAGACGGAUUGAGCGCCAGUCUCUAACGAUACCUGAAACGUCAAGCUUUCCUGCUCAGGCAGCGCCUGACAAGCAUAUCAGCGAGCGAUCUGAGCUUCUUUACGAGCGCAAGCUUCGUAUGGAGAUCUUAGACACUCUGAAGAAAAUUCGCGCUCAAAAUACGACGCUCUCUCAAUCCCUCAGAGCAGCUGAAGAAAAUUACAACUCUCUUGACAGCGUCCUGAAAGCUGAACAUAUAGAGAAGGAGGAGCUCCGCGGCGAGAUCAAAGAAUUAUCUCAGAGAAAUUUCACGUUGUACCAACAUAACAAGCUUCUUGUAAACCGAGACACCGUUUUGCAAGAAGAGAUUUCGUCUCUCAUGACGAAAUCUCAAGCAGAUGACUGGAUGCGCGGCAUUUUGGAGGAAGAGCUUCGGAAACAGCGAUUGAAACAAAGCUCUCCCGAUGACAACUCUCAUGAUAUCUCUACUAGUCCCCAUGUCCGCCAAAUCAGCGUCCCCGCUAUCACUUUGGAGCACCAGGGUCCCUUACGAGCGCAGCUUGUAGCUGCCCAGGAUAAACUAUUUAUCACACAACGAUGCCUCGAAGUUUCUGAGAAACAAUGCGAGGAGUUGCAGAAUAGAAUCUCGGGCCUUCAGCGUAAUAUAACCCAGUGCCUAGACUCUUCCGCUCAAGCCUUGGAACUGGAGCGAGAACUGCGAGCCGAGGUCGAAGAAUAUUCUCGCAGUCUGGCAGAGGAAAAUUCUCGUCUCCAAGAUAAGAUUCGGGAUCUGCAAAAAGCAGAGCGACAGAACGACACAGCAGUUCCAGAAAUCAAACCUGCUCUCGAUGACGUCUCCGACGCUCUCAAGGAUACGACGAAGAGGCAGGAAUCUUUGACGCACGCAGCUGUGCUAUUCGAGCCUCAUAUACCUCACCAUGAUUUAUGCGGAGACGUACAGAACAUCAGUGUAGACGUAAGGAAUGUUACUUUGUCACCAGUCGUCGACGGUCGCUCAGAUGAAUUUCAAGCGCGCGACGAAACUGCUCUCAAAGCGCGACAUCGAGAAUUAUUAUUCAACCAACAAUUUCGCGUAUCCUCCACAAAGAAAACAUUACAAAGAAGAUUUUCGCACUCUGCCUUAUUUUCUUCAGUGGCUCCACCAACAAUUACUGGUGAUCUGCCUGGCAUGUCCCAAUCGGUCAUGGGUAACACUUCUCCUUCCGCAUUACCGCGGCGAAUCGUGACACCGGUGAAUCACGGCCAUAACAUCAAAAGCUCAUCUGCCACCGCACCCGCACGUUAUUCCCGGCCCCCACUCUUAGGCACCUCCAAUCCUUUAGCUGCAGAAGCUCAGAUCCCUACUAAGCGUGAUUCUAUUGUGCUCAAACCUCUGCAUUUAGUUUCUUCUGUUGAAGUGACACCCAAACGCCUGACCCUAUAUGCUCCUUCUCGGCCGAUGUCUGUCGUUGAGCCCUCACCAACAUUUCCUCCUGCACCUCCAUCUACGCCCAAGAAGGAUCAGACCACUCAAGGCAAACCGAAUUAUUGGUUUCGAAACAGUUCUACAGCUUCCGCAGAUUAUCCGUGCACUCCUGAUUCUUCUUCUUCUACCCUGGUUGCAUCUUCUCCAGCACCAGCAAGCGUCGACAAGGGGAAGUCCAACGUGAUAGCUAAUACUCUUUUGAGAAAGCCUUCGCUCGAUUCCAAGCUGAAAGCGACGACUACUCUCUUCCUUGACAUGCACGGGGAUCGUGAAAAAUACCAACUAACAGACUCCAUCGCAACAAGUAUUACACAUAUUCAAGUUCUCCCUUCUUCCACCCACAUGCGAAGAGCAUCCAAAGUGCUACAUCGCCAAGAGGACUGGAAUUGGCGGUCUUGA
Molecule: messenger RNA, 2034 nt
Organism: Lentinula edodes (shiitake mushroom)
Lineage: Eukaryota; Fungi; Basidiomycota; Agaricomycetes; Agaricales; Omphalotaceae
Exons: 4
Coding region: 1-2034 (677 amino acids)
Source: RefSeq, a predicted model, not a curated record